Anarrhichthys ocellatus (wolf-eel) is the source of this 1257-nucleotide messenger RNA. Its product is annotated as sodium channel protein type 5 subunit alpha-like. NCBI's taxonomy places the organism in Eukaryota, Metazoa, Chordata, Actinopteri, Perciformes, Anarhichadidae. Gene Ontology annotation, biological process: neuronal action potential; membrane depolarization during action potential; sodium ion transmembrane transport. Gene Ontology annotation, cellular component: plasma membrane; voltage-gated sodium channel complex. Gene Ontology annotation, molecular function: voltage-gated sodium channel activity. The record is from RefSeq and is a predicted model, not a curated record. The transcript has 4 exons. Bases 33 to 902 code for a protein of 289 amino acids.
UGCAGACGCUGCGUUCGGCCGGUAAGACCUACAUGGUGUUCUUCGUGGUGGUGAUCUUCUUGGGCUCCUUCUACCUGGUCAACCUCAUCCUGGCCGUGGUGGCCAUGGCGUACGAGGAGCAGAACCAGGCCACCAUCGCCGAGGCCAGCCAGAAAGAGCGGGAGUUUCAGAUUGCAAUGGAGAUGCUGAAGAAGGAGCAGCAGGUUGCCGCCCAGAAACUCCUCGACUCGGACUCCAUAAUGUCACCAGAUCUCUCCCCGUUCGGUCUGCCAUUGGACGGCGUGGAGGAGCAGAGGCGGAGUCAGGCGCUGGUGGGAGUGGCCGACGUGGAGGCGAACCAAUCGGAGGAGAAGCUGCUACAGGUGGACAUGACGGACGGGGGAAAGCCUCUCCACCCUCUCCUCGCUCGCUCCUUCUCCUCGAGGACUCGGCGAAGCAGCCAGGUCUCCUCCAUCUUCAACUUCCGUCUGAGGAGCCGGGGGUCGGAGGGAGAGAUGGCCGACGACGAGUACAGCGUCCCGGGCGACGUGGUGGAGGGCGUCGGGGGUCGGACCUACAGCGGCGGGACCUUCAGCGGCAUCCUGCCUCACCCGUGGCCCAAACGAAGACUGAGCACCUACAGCAACGCCAGCAGGAACUCCCAGGUAUUCUAUCCAACUCUAAACGUCAACGGGAAGCUUUUUGUUGCAAUUGACCAGAACGGGGUUUCCCCACCUUCGCUGCAGGGGCAGCUGCCUGCCUGCACCAUGGAGAAGGUCAAGGAGGAGAGUGUGAGUACCGUGUGUGUGUGUGUGUGUGUGUGGGUGUGUGUGUGUGUGUGUGGAAACAGUGAUGGAGUCCGCAGCCGUUCAACACUCAGACAUCUGAAUUAUGAAUCAGUGCUUUGCGUAACUCCACUCUGAUAUCAUGUGCUAAAGACACACACACACACACACACACACACACACACACACACAUACACAUAUCUACCAUCUCAGAUAACAAUUCCCCCCACCCCCCCACCCCCCACACACACACACACGCUCAUGUCAGAGCACACAUCGUGUCACUGCUAUGGCAUCAGGGGAAAAAGACACACAUACCAGCUCAGGCACGUUAUGAGUUUCCUUUAUGCACACACACACACACACACACACACACACACACACACAUUGCACGUAUACAUUUCUAUUUCACAAGUUCCAGGUUCUUCGAAGUCACCUGAUUAUUUUAAUUACAAGUUAUUACAGAUUAAUUUAAGACCACAUGACAUCUGUU